This is a messenger RNA of Spodoptera exigua (beet armyworm), 3323 nucleotides long. Lineage: Eukaryota; Metazoa; Arthropoda; Insecta; Lepidoptera; Noctuidae. The record is from the annotation of a GenBank genome assembly.
CAACCACUGUGGCGUCGUUCGAGCGGAUAUUGUUUAUGAUCGACAUUUUCUAAAUCUUUAGAAAAUUUUGAUUCGCGACGUAUUUUUUAUCAAAAUUGCGUCUAAUUAGUUGAUAUUUUAUGCAAACAUUAGUGCAUUUAGUACGUUUUCUGAAAUUGAAUUAAAUUCACACCAAACUGUGGCGUAUGAACGUUAUGUGUAUGCCAAUAAGGCUAAAGUUUUUUUCGCGACCAUUAUAGCGGGAAAUCUACGUUGUGACGCGCACAAACCGAGAUUAUUCGUCCCGAGCACUGGCGGAGUGUCGUAACAGCACGGUUAUGUGGCCAUAUAUAUUUUGACAGUGGACUCGUGAUAAAAAUUGUUUUAUUUGACAAUGUCUGAGGAAAUGGCGGUGUCUGAUAACACAACUGGGGAUGAAGCUAAAGUUAGCAACGAUGAGCAAACAGCGGCACCUGUGGCGGAGCCCGAGGAGGUAGCAACAGGAGCGCCGAGCGAGCCUGUUGCUCCUGUUGUUGAGGUGCCCCCAAUGAUGGAAGAAGAUGCCCCGGAACCUGAAAUAGAACCAAAGAAUGAUGAGAAAGAAGAAAAACCUGAGGUUAAAAUGGAACCAUUGACCGAGGAGGUAGAUUUACCAUUGGACUCUGUGCAUACUGAAGUGGACCUCAAGAAGGAGGAACUGGACGAUGUGAAAGAUGAAUUUGAGACCUUUGAACAUAAUAUUGAGGAGGAUAUUAAGCGAGGGAUUAAACGGAGAGCCUCAUCAGCUUUCAGUGACAAUGGGGAUGAAGAUUUUAAAGGCUUUGAUGACAUCAAAAUUGAAGUCAAGACUGAGGACUAUAGUCGGGUUUUGGAACGCCUGGAAGCAGAGGUGACAGAAGCAAGCAAGGACCUGGUACCAAUAAGGACUGUGAUGGCUGCCCCUGCCAGAGCUUCAAAGCGACCACGCAAAGAUACUGAUGGAUCCAGGCCAUCGUCAGCGCUGUCUUCAAGAUCUGAUGAAGGAGGAACCACUGAUGUUAGUGCGGCAUCAUCACCUGCGCAUCGUGGUGGACGACGCUCCACCAUUGAGAUGUCGUCGCCCCUACUACGAGUGCCACUCGAGCGCGGCUGGAAACGUGAGCUCGUGUACAGAGCUGCGCUGGACGCUCACUCGAGGCGAAAUGCCGACAUCUAUUACUAUACGCCUUAUGGAAAGAAAUUGAGAUCUACUAGAGAGGUAGCAGAACAUUUGGCUGGUACCGGACUAACAGUGGAGAACUUCUCAUUCUUCAAAGAACCACUUGGCGUUGAUGAUCCUGAAAAGGAAAUUAUCAGAGACGCCAAACUUAUACGUCGCGUGGACUCUCCGAUAGCGGCCACGGUGCCGCCGACACAGGUGGAAGGCAAAAGGACUCCCAAACCGAAGGCCCCUAAAGGAGCCAGCCCUGAACCUGUGACCCCUGCUUCCACUGCCACCACUACUACAUCUGCCGGUGCCGCGAAUAAAUCUCCUCCAGCCAAGCUUAAGGUCAAGUCAAUGGGCUCCCGUCUAAGCAACACCGCAGCUCCUGCGACACCAACCCCACCAGCAAAGCAACAGAAAAAACCGCAACCAGCAGAGCAAAAGCCGCAACCGGCGCAACAACCAGCAACAACACCUAGUAAUACCGACAACAACAACACAGCUGCCUGGAAGAAACCGAGCGAUGACAAGAGGCGAGGUCGCGUGGCAAACGGCGCGGCGUCCCCGCCCACCGCGACGAUGUCGCCGCGACGUCGCGGGCGACAACGCGCAGACGACACCGACCACUUUACUGCCUUCUAUAACAAGGCGCAGGAGAGGAACUAUAAUGUUGUUGUGCAGAUCUUCCAGUACUUAGGCAUGCGUGAUUUAGCGCACUGCGCGCGAGUUUGCAAGCUGUGGAGACAGUUGUCCGCUACGCCAGCGCUAUGGAGGCACGUCAGAAUGAAGAAUUCACAUGUAAGUGACUGGGGAGGACUAUGCGCAGCGCUCAAACGCCAUGGGACGAAGAGACUGGACCUGCGCAAGAUGUUACUGCCACAGAACGACACCGUCUUCUGGGAACAGUUCGCGGAACAUAUCUCUACUGUCGACACGCUGGAGAGGAUAGAGAUGUGUCGCUGCCCGGCCCGCGCCGUGGAGGCGGUAUGCCGCGGCCUGCCCGGGCUGCGCGCGCUGUCGGCGCUGGCCAUAAGAGACGCGCUACUAGACCCCUCGCCCUUGGCUGAGCUUCCUCUCUUGCACGAAUUGCGCCUCAAGAGCAUGUCUGGCCUCUCCCUCACGCAGGAUCUAAGGCAUUUAGCCUCAUUGACUAAACUACAGCAUUUGUCGCUUACUAGUAUAAAGGAGCUGGGUUGGUGUGCGUGCGACGUGAUCGGGUCGUUGGAGAUGCUGGAGUCGCUGGAGCUGGGCGAGUGCACGUUCGGCGCGUCGUUCGCGGGCGUGCUGGCGCGGCUGGCGCGGCUGCGGCGCGUGCGUCUGGAGCGCGGCACGGCGGCCUGCGGCGCGCCCGCCUUGCUGCGCGCGCUGGCCACGCGGCCUCUGCUCACGCGCCUCGAGCUCGUCAACAUCGACGUCAAGCCCGGCUUCGACGACGCGCUGGCCGCCUGCCGCAACGUGCAGCGCCUGCUCAUCAUCCCCACGUACGUGUCGCAGUCGGCCACCACGAACCGCCAGGUGCUGUCGGGCGUGCUGCGCCUGGCCGCGUCGCUGACGCACCUCAUGUGGGGCGUCACCAUCGAGCUGCUGCGCGUCACCGAGCUCUUCAUCGACCAGUGCGAGCAGGCCGGCGAGCCCAAGCGGCGCGACGUGGGCGAGUGCAUCCCCGUGCUGAAGCCGGUCCCGGGCUGCCGCGCGGCGGAGGCCGGCGGCGGCGCGGGCCCCCCGCAGGUGGAGAUCCUGCCGCUGCCGACGCUGCAGCGCCUGCUGUCGCAGCAGCUGCCCCACACCAAGCUCAAGCUGCUGCGCAUCCCCUUCCACGCCACCUGGCGACAGUCACUCGCCGACUUCCAGUAGCCCUGAACUUACUAAUAGCUCGCCAACGUUAUACGGAAAUCUAUUUUGUGUAAUAUUACUAUGGACAUACAUAUUAUAUGUAGUUGGAAUAGCCUUUGUAGCAAACAGUUGAGCUAUGCCUGUUGUAAGGUUAACGCAAGCAAUAAUUUACCUAGACGAUUAAUAAACGUUAAACAUGUCAUUAAACUAAGCUUUGCAUUCACUAGAAUAUAUUGUCAUAUCAGAAAUUUUGCUUCACAAAACGAUGGAUAUACACAUUAACAGACAUAAUUUAUUUUGAAGAUAUUGAUAACUUCUAAAUUAUCGA